Molecule: messenger RNA, 3472 nt
Organism: Ochotona curzoniae (black-lipped pika)
Lineage: Eukaryota; Metazoa; Chordata; Mammalia; Lagomorpha; Ochotonidae
Gene: RFX5
Product: regulatory factor X5
Exons: 10
Coding region: 85-1983 (632 amino acids)
Biological process (GO): regulation of transcription by RNA polymerase II
Molecular function (GO): DNA-binding transcription factor activity, RNA polymerase II-specific; RNA polymerase II cis-regulatory region sequence-specific DNA binding
Source: RefSeq, a predicted model, not a curated record
AAAAUAAAAGCAACGCACGAGCCCGCCGGGCCGGGGCUGUGGGGCUGGGCUCGAGUGGAGGUGACUGCCAGCCUCCAUGCCGGCAUGGCAGAAGAGGAGCCUGAUGCCAAGAGCCCCAAGCGGGGGGCACGGGCCCCACCUGGGGGAGCUGAGGCUGGGGAGCCCACCACUCUUCUGCAAAGGCUCCGAGGUACCAUUUCCAAGGCCGUGCAAAACAAGGUAGAAGGAAUCCUGCAAGACGUACAGAAAUUUUCAGACAACGACAAGCUCUAUCUCUACCUUCAGCUCCCCUCAGGGCCCAGCACUGGAGACAAAAGCUCUGAGCCCAGCGCCCUCAGCAAUGAGGAGUACAUGUAUGCCUGCAGGUGGAUCCGCAACCACCUGGAAGAGCACGCGGACACCUGCCUGCCCAAACAAAGUGUCUACGAUGCCUAUCGGAAAUACUGCGAGAGCCUCGCCUGCUGCCGCCCGCUCAGCACGGCCAACUUCGGCAAGAUCAUCAGAGAGAUCUUCCCAGACAUCAAGGCCCGACGGCUGGGUGGCCGGGGCCAAUCCAAAUACUGCUACAGCGGCAUACGGAGAAAGACCUUGGUGUCCAUGCCACCCCUGCCUGGGCUUGACCUGAAGGGCUCGGAGAGUCCGGAAAUGGGACCAGAAGUCACCCCUGCACCCCGAGAUGAGCUGGUGGAGGCAGCCUGCGCCCUGACCUGCGACUGGGCAGAACGAAUCCUGAAACGAUCCUUCAGUUCCAUCGUUGAGGUCGCCCGUUUCCUGCUGCAGCAGCACCUCAUCUCUGCCCGGUCUACGCAUGCACAUGUGCUCAAGGCCAUGGGGCUUGCUGAUGAGGAUGAGCAUCUGCCUCGGGAACGGUCGUCUAAGUCCAAGAAUGGUGUGGAGCACGUGGAGAGUGGAGCACAAAAGAAGCCAGAGAGGCCGGCCCAGCCUCCUAAGGAGCUGGAAGCCCGGGCCGGGGCUGCAGGCCGGGGCGGCGGCAGUGGCGGCAGUGGCAGCAGUGGCAGCAGUGGCAGCAGUGGCGGCAGCAACGAGCGGAAGAAGAACAUAGUUGAGAGCUCGGCCCCAGCAGCCAGUAACCCCCAGGUUAACGCCCUUGUGGCCCGGCUGCCUCUGCUCCUCCCUCGGGCCCCUCGAUCACUCAUCUCGCCCAUCCGAGUCACUUCUCCCAUCCUGGCCCCCAAGCUUCCUUCAGGCACCCUGAAAGUGGCUACCCUACCCUUGCCCAGUAGGCCUGGGGGACCCCAGGCAGCUGUGCCCAUCAUUAACAUGAUCUUACCCCCCGUUCCUGCUCUGCCCACUCCCAGGCCUGGGCAGGUGCCACCCACAGGACUCCCUCCGCAGAGAGGUAGAGAGGUAGGCAUAGGUGGUGACCCAGGAGCGCAUGAUAAGGGUGGCAAGAGGACAGCCGAAGUCCCCUUGAGCGAGGCGAGUGGGCAGGACACACCUGCUAAAGCAGCAAAACAGGAUCUAGAGGAGACAGCAAGCGACGCCAAAAGGAAACGGGGGCGCCCGCGGAAAAAGUCAGGGGGCAGCAGGGAAAGGAAUCCCACCCCUGACAAGUCAGCAGCUGCUUUGGUGGAUGCUGCCCAGGCGUCUGCGCUGUCCUGGGAAACGUGGGGCUCCAGGAGGGAAACCAGCUCUGCUGGAGGAUCAGGGACAGCGGCAGCGAAGUCAGGGCCCAAGGGAGAGGCCGAGAAGGGGGCAGCACUCACGCCUGGUCAGGAAGACGCCACUGCCUCCAGAGGAGGAAGGGGCCCCAGUUCUCGGCAUGCCAAAGGAGAAGACAAAACUUCCCAUGUCACCCCAAAAGUCAGCGUCAUCAAGGGCAGCCGGAGCCACAAGGAGGCUCUUCAGCUGGCCAGGGGAGAAGCAGAUCCUGCACCCCAGGGUCAGAAAGACUUCAAGGGACACGUGCUCCAGAGUGCUUUAGCCCACGAGUGGAAAGACCCCAAAGCAACGCCCCCAUGAUAGGCGUGUGUGGGGAAGAAGCCCUUUCAUUCUUGCAUCAACUCUGCCCGUCUGCCUAGUAGAGGUCCUUAUCUGCACUUGCUUUUUCUCAUGGCUCUUCCUUCCAGAAGGGAAGUCCUCUCUCCUCUCAUAGACACAGCCGGGUCACCCCAUCUUACACACUGCCUGGGUCCUGCCUCUGACCUUUCCAGCUCAGUACUUCAGUGUAAUAGCCAAUCUAUAUUGCCCUCUAACCUGGGCCCCUGUGCUGUCCUGGGGGACAAUAGGGAUGGGUAAGUGUGAUGAAUGUGAAGGUUAGGAAAUCUUCUGGCUUUAAGUCAUAGAAAAGCCUAACUCAAACUAAACUAAAAAUAAAGUUAAAAUUAAAAAAAAAAAAAAGAAUAGAAAAUAAAGGAUUUAUUGGCUCCUGUAACUGGAAAGCCCAGAGGUAGGGCUGGCUCUGGGUGGAGUUUGACCCAGUGGCUUAAUGUGUCUCUAAAACAAUGCUCCUUCUGCAGUCACCCUGGGGCUGCCGGGACUCCUAGCAUUACAUAUUUUUACCCUUAGUCCCCACCCCCAUUUCAACCAAAAAAAGAGAGGAUAUCUUUGUGUACCCCAGGGGUCCUAGCAUAAAAGACCAGCCAUGUCCACACUUGAACAAUCACUCUGAUCCUUAGCCUGAUAUAUGCACAUUGGCUAUUUUACAACAGGGACUGCACCUUUAGGGAACAGGGUGGGAUCAAGCUCCUGAGAAUCAUGUAGAUGUCAUAAAUGGAAAAGGAGGGGACAUUUGAUGGGGAAGCAACGGGCCCUCAGCUGCUCCCCUGAAGUGCCACUCGCUUUGGCUUCUGUGAGGCACAGGUAGAUGGAGGUCUGCCAGCCUGCUUCCCUUUCCUCUCAGGCUUGCAACUCCCUUGCUGCACCUGUAACUACUCCCCUCUGUCUCGUGAGGCAGGGGAGGGCAGUCUCAUUCCCUGAUAGCCACUCCUCGGUCUCCUCCUUUUGUUCUACCUGCAUCAUCUCAGAUGUAGAGCCCCUUCCUGUUCUGGAUUCAGCUUUCUCACUCUGCUGCAUCCUCACUUCCCUUGUCCUUCACUCUGUUGCCACUUUUCAUCAACUAGAGCAACUAGGGCAAUUCGAUUCCCUAGUCGUUUUGCUGAAUUCAUUCUGUAUCCACCAGGUGUCACUAUCCUGUCAUGCAUAUGCCAGGACUUGGCCAGCCCUGUGGGGCUCCGGCUUAGGUGGUGGUUCUGCAGGUCAGGGAGCACCAAUGCGAAGGGAAUGCGGACCCUCCAGGCAUGUCCUGGGGAAGACCUUGUUUAUUGAGGACUAGGCAAGCUCUGUCAGGGAAUCUUGGUUCUCGCCAAGAAAUAUAGAUUUGUCUUUCAGGGAGACUUAAUGAAUUUCAACAACAGCAAAGAUGUUUUUUUUUAAUUAUAAUAUGUAAUAUUUGAUAUCUAUAAAUAAAAUAUAGCAUGAAUAAAUUAUGAAGCUAAUAACAUGAGUGCCU